AAGAGGACGCAUGCUUGGAUUUGAAUUCAGGGAAGCUGCUAGUAGCUUAGAAAGGUAUUUUCAGCUACACCAGUUCGAUACUUUAAGUAUAAGUCUACGUAAAAAAAAACGUAUUUUCCAUGUUUUAAGGGGCAGUUAUUAGAUUGGAUAACCGCUACAUUUAGAAAGCUGCUUUUACAUCCACAUCCUGCUGCGAAAGAGACCAGUUUACUUGCAAUGAAAGCGGGCGUUGUCCACUGCCGUUGCUCAAAAUGCUACUCUAUUCCGGCUCGGAAGCGAGUCCGUAAGCGAUCUUCAAUCCUAAAUCUGCUUUCACUACCGGAGGAAAUCCUUCUCUAUGUUCUCCAGUGUCUUUCCGUGGAGGACCUCCUGUCUGUCAGAGCGGUUCAUCCUCAGCUACGGGACAUUGUUGACAACCACAACAGUGUCUGGGCCAGAGUCAGUUUCAGAGACACGUGGCCAUCUCCUAACAUUUUAUGGCUGUUUGAAAGAGCUGCUGAGAAAGGAAACUUUGAAGCUGCUGUGAAACUUGGGAUUGCCUAUUUGUACAAUGAAGGACCUUUGUUAAGUGAUGAAGGGCGAGCGGAUGUAUGUGGUCGAAAAGCCUCCCACUUCUUCAGCUUGGCGGAGAGCCUGCUUUCUCCCAAAGCGGAUCCCUUCACUUGGGUUUUCAUCCGUCCUCCAUGGUCGCCCACUGGCAGCUGCUGCAAGGCCGUGGUGUUCGAUCACCUAAAGGCUGAGUGUGAAAGCAACAUGGAGAAGAGGGGCCCUUUGUUACACUGUUUGGCCAGAGUUUUGCUCCUGUUUGAAGGGGAAGACAGGAGAUCAGAUGCUGUAGCCAUGCUGGAGGAGUCAUCACAGGCUGGCUGCCUGCAAAGUUCCUACUUGUUGUGGGAGAACAACCGUAGAGCAGCUAUGUCAGACCCAGGAAGGUAUCUUCAGUGUGUGCGAACCCUCAGGGACUAUGCUGGCAAAGGAUGCUGGGAAGCACAGUUGUCUCUGGCUAAAGUGUGCAGCAGUGGGAAUCCGCUGGGGUUGGAGUCCAAAGCCUGCUCAGAGAUAGUGGCCCACAUUUUCAAUCCCUCCAACUUGGUACAUCAACAAACAGCUCAGGGGAUCCUCAGGCGAGGCAUGAAGGACACUAUGAGAUACAUCCUGGUGGACUGGCUCGUUGAGGUGACCACCAUGAAGGAUUUCUCCAGCCAGACGCUGCAUGUGACGGUGGGUUGCGUUGACCGAUACCUGGCUGUGCGCUCUGUCCCUAAGGCCCGCCUUCAGCUAUUAGGAAUCGCCUGUAUGGUGGUUUGUACACGAUAUAUUAGCAAAGAAAUCCUGACCAUACGCGAGGCCGUUUGGCUGACAGACAACACCUACAAAUAUGAGGACCUGGUGCGAAUGAUGGGGGAGGUUGUUUCUGUGCUGGAGGGAAAGAUAAGGAGCCCCACGCUGCUGGACUAUGGGGAGGUCCUGCUGUUUCUGCUCCCCAUGGAGAGGCGCUCCACUCACCUGUUCGGCUACAUCUGUGAGCUGUCACUGCUCUACUCUGCUCUCGCCGCUCCACCUCCUGCCAAACUGGCCUGUGCUGCUCUGCUCCUCACAAGGGUGCUGCAUCACUAUGGUCCUGUCUGGCCCGCUUUGUUAAAGGACUACACAGGAUUUACCCAGGAGGACCUCGUUCCUCUCUCUGUGCUGCUAUACGUCAAGUGUUUCAGUCAAGAUGUGCCCAAAGACUAUAGGCACGUGUCUCUGACUGGAGUGAAGCAACGCUUUGAAGAUGAGGCCUAUCAGCAGAUCAGCAAAGAAAAGGUAAUGGAUUUUAAGGAGCUCUGUCAGAUCCUGGAGAUUCCUGAAGUUGAGCCCCAGAUGGAGCCUCCAAGUCCAACUAGUGGUCAGCCAGCAGACAUCUACACCUUCCUGGCCUCUCCAUCAAGCACCAGCAAGAGGAGACGUGAUGAUGUCACGCAGGCCCACCGAGGCGGCCUUGUGGCCACACCCACGGCAGAGCUGUCCAAUCAGGAGGAGAUGCUGCUAGGCGACAUCCUGGACUGGAGUCUGGACUCUUCCUGCUCCGGUUACGAGGGGGACCGUGAGGAAGACAGCGAGGCUGAGAAAGAAGGAGACACUUCGAUGAUCUCCGUCCAGCUGCACACCCUGACUGAUGGAGAUGAUAAAAUGGAGCACUGCCGAGCUCUCUCCAGCGACGACGACAGCUUCAGUGAAGCCGAUAGUGAACGGAGCAAAGUUUACCCAGGAGAAGAACCAUCUGCCUCAUCUGCAGAUCUGCACAGCUCAGGAUACUCAUCCGUCCAAAGCAUCAGCCCCUCAUCCACCUGCUCUUCGUCCUCCAUCAUGACCCGCACGUUUAGGACCUUUACCACCUCCCUUGGCGCAGCCUCUGCCGCUGCCCAACCAGGGUUCCGCCUGUUAGUGCCCAUGCAGAGGCCUCGGGGGACCUCCACUAGACAGGUUAAGAGGAAGAACGUAGCGGCCCACAGUGGAGGCGAGUUGAAAAGGGAAGAGGAGGAUUUGGAAGACGAUUACUCAGCGAGUGCAGGUUUCCUGAGCCUUUGAGUUUUGACCAACACUCAGACCACUCUGUCGGUUUCUAACCUUCAGCACUUUGAAAUCGUCUUUAAUGUUCAGUUAUCCUGUUUGUCAGAGCUGGUCUUUUAAAACUGCUAGAAAAUCAAAGACUUCAAGAGUUUAAGGGUGAGGCAAGAAUAUGAGCCGCUUAAACGCCUUCCUUUUGCAUCACAUUACAUUUCAGUUAGAUGUUUACAGACGCAGACGAGUAGAAAUACCUCCCAGGAACCACAGUCGGCUCUAAAACCACUGGAAAAUGGCUCGACUUUCCUCAGGAGCCAUGUGAUUUUUCAACAACCUAUCUCAGAUAACGUUCGAAAGGAAACAGAACCUCCGUUAUGCACUGUCUGUACUGUAUUUGAUGAAUUAUGGCUAAAGGUGACUACUGUUAUUUUCUUGAAAAUAUCUGCAAUCUGAAAACUUUCAUCCAGUUUUCCUUUCCUUCAGCUUCUCCAAAGGUUCUGCGUGGAGAUCUGUGUUUAAAAUAAGAGCUGUGAAAUCGGUCACUUUGGAGACUCAAAUAGCUUUAGUUCUACUCAAGCUGUGCUGUUGAUCAAUGAUGUUUGUUUACCUGUGGCACACUAAUCCCAUCGAGAUUCCCAUACAGCUGUUAUCUCCUUCACUAACGUGCUCUGAUGAUGAGGCAAAAUAAAAUUCUAGUUACUUGCUGGAUCUUCACAUUUUUCAGAGAUGCACAGCUGAAAAGCAAAGUGAGGUGUCCUCCAACUGAAUCAAGUCGAGCACUUUUAUCAUCAAACCCGUGCAUAGGAAUGUACCAUUCUUCCUAUUUUUAUUAUUUAAUGUUUAGUAUUGAAAAAUAUUUUUGAUGGAUGUGUUUCUUUAUUCAGCACACUAGAGGAAACCUAACAGGGUUUUUUUUUGCCUCAUUCAGGAUAGACAAGGCAUGUCGUCUUAGUGACUGACUGUAAAUACGUUUUAAACUGUUACUCCAGACUGGUUGUAAUUGUUAUGUUUUUUUUUUAUUAUCUUGGAUUAUAAUGUACAUAUUCUAUGUAUAAAUGGGGGGAAAAGACAAAGGCCAUGCCACUACUACUUGAAAUCGCAUUUGCUUUAUUCCCAAAAAGUUUCUUUUGUUUGUUUUUUCUUAAGCAUUUUUCUAUAGUUGUGUUUUCGUUGAUGUUGAUGUGUAAUUUUUGUAUUAAGUUUGAAAU
Molecule: messenger RNA, 3755 nt
Organism: Cyprinodon variegatus (sheepshead minnow)
Lineage: Eukaryota; Metazoa; Chordata; Actinopteri; Cyprinodontiformes; Cyprinodontidae
Gene: ccnf
Product: cyclin F
Exons: 17
Coding region: 217-2571 (784 amino acids)
Biological process (GO): regulation of cyclin-dependent protein serine/threonine kinase activity; mitotic cell cycle phase transition
Cellular component (GO): cyclin-dependent protein kinase holoenzyme complex; nucleus; cytoplasm
Molecular function (GO): cyclin-dependent protein serine/threonine kinase regulator activity; protein binding
Source: RefSeq, a predicted model, not a curated record